AUGUUAACUAAAAGUAAAGAGGAACAAAAAGUAUAUCAAACCAUAAUAACAGAAAAAUUAAGAGAAUUGUUAGGAGAGUAUGAAGUAGAUAUAUUGACAGAAUAUGUGUGGCAUAUGGCUGGGAACGCUAAAAGUAGCAGUGAAUUUAUGUGCAAUGAAUUGAAGGAUUUCUUAGGAGAUCACACCACCGUUUUUGUAGACUGGUUAAUGAAACUUAUGAGUGACAUAAAAAAACAAAAGAAAAGCGACACUUAUUUGAAAAAUGAUAAAUCAAAUAAAUCAUCAAGUGUUAGAGAAAAACAACAUGAUGAAUAUUCAAAAUCGAACAGAAGUAGAGAUUCGAAAAAUAGGGUAUCAAGUGUACAUAACAAAAAAGGAGGGGAGGAUGAUUAUGAUAAAAGAAAUAUGUCUGAUACGAGACGAAGAUCUAGGAGUCUUGCAAGCAGUAAAUAUUCAAAUGACGAUAUGUAUUUCUCAAAAAAUAGAAAUAAAAGAAGACAGAAGAGGGGCUUGAGUAUGAGAUCAUGUUCUUCCAGUUCUAGUACUAGAAAAAUUCAUUAUGAUAAAAAUAAAUCAAGAAAUAAAAGAAGUGACAGAGGUAAAGAAAGUGAUAUAUUAAGAUUCAGAGAUAAAUAUAGACGCUUAGGAAGAAGUCAUAGUCACUCCUUUUCACCAAGUAGGGUCAUAUAUGUAGAAAACGGUCAAAGAAAAGAAAAAAAAAAUGAAACACAUCACGACAAUAUGCAAAAUAUAAAAGAUAUGACAUAUAAAAGAAUUAGUGAUAGCGCAGAUGAAUAUAAUAAUAGCGAAAAAAAAAACAAAGCCGUUUUAAAGCCGAAUCCUCGAUUUGUAGGAGAUAAUCCAAAUCCAUUCAUGCAACCUCCAACAAUUAUGAGCAACCAAGAUAUGUCAAGUUAUAACAUGAGCAAUAUGACAAAUUUUUAUCAAGGAAAUUAUAUAGUUGGAACUAAAAACAUGAUGGAUAAUAAUAACAGUUUUAUAUCUAAUAAUAUGAACAAUAAUUUUGUUAAUUCAAGAUAUCAAAAUAAUAUUCCACAAAAAAAUAUAAAAUUCUUACAGAAUAUAAAUAAUAAUACAAGUGUAUCAUCAUCUGUUAAUUUUAUGAAUACCAAUAGAUUUAAUAAUAAUGUAAAUAAUAAUAAUAAUAAUUAUGUUUUUCAAAAAAAUAACAUGAUUAAUAAUAAUAAUAAUAAUAAUGUAUCUGGUACUUGUCCUAUGGAUGAACAAAUAAACAACACACAAAAUUUUAUAAAACAAAAUAAUAAUAAUAUUAGAAAUCAACAAACAUUUUUUAGCAACACACAUAAUAAAAAUGAAUUGAAUGAAAAUAAUAUUAAUUCACAGCAGUAUUUUACACCUAAAGGUAAUAAACAACAAAUAUUUAAUACUAACAUUACCAAUAUAGAUAAACAAAUAAAACCACAACAACACAUUCAACAGAAUGUUUCAAAUGUGCAAUCAACUGGAGAGCUUUUUAAUAAUAAUAUGCAAAAUGAUCAUAUGAAUGAUAAUAUGCAUAAUAAUGCUUUAAAUAUGAAUGAAGAAGGAAAACAGCUAGUAGCUAACCAAGAAAAUGUAGUUGACCCAUCCAACGUUAUAAUAAAGAUACAAAAGAAAUGUCUUUACCUACCAAAUUGUCAAUUUGGAGAUAAAUGCCGAUACAUUCAUCCCGUUGAAAAUUGCCGAAACUGGCCCUAUUGUGCCUUUGGGUCGGAAUGUAUUUAUAUACAUCCAAAUGUUCCCUGCAAAUUUGGUAUAUAUUGCACAAAUUAUUAUUGUAAUUAUUCUCAUGAUCAUGUGGACACAAGUAACCUACCCGAAAUAGGAACAAAUGGAUAUUUCUUAAAUAAAAAAUUAAUUAACACUGUUGAUAAGAAUAUUAAUACAAAUAAUAAUAAUAAUAAUAAUAAUAAUAAUGAGGAAAAUAAUUUCAACGAGAAAGUAGCUCAGAUUUCUUAUAGUAUGCCUAAAACUCCACCAGAAAUGAAAAAAGAAAAAAGUAAUAAUGAAUAUAAUGAAAAUGAAUAUAUUCAAAAUCUUUUAGAUACUGAAAAAGGUGAAUCACAAAAUAUUAUAUUAAAUGAACAAAUUAAAAAUAAUAAUAUAUUUCAAACCAUAUCACAAAAUCAACAAGAUAAUAAUUAUCAAUUCCAAACAAUUAAUCAAUCAAUAAAUCAAACAAAUAAUAUUUUUAACACUAAUGAAAAUGAAAAUACAAAUACAAAUACAAAUACAAAUACAAAUGAUAAUGAUAAUAAUAAUAAUAAUUGUUUUCAAUUAAUUAUGAAUCCUGAUAAAUUAAAUCAAGAUAUACAAUGA
Plasmodium adleri (nom. inval.) is the source of this 2340-nucleotide messenger RNA. RefSeq names its product nuclear polyadenylated RNA-binding protein NAB2, putative. The record is from RefSeq and is a predicted model, not a curated record. Gene Ontology annotation, cellular component: nucleus; cytoplasm. Gene Ontology annotation, biological process: regulation of mRNA stability. The transcript is spliced from 12 exons. NCBI's taxonomy places the organism in Eukaryota, Apicomplexa, Aconoidasida, Haemosporida, Plasmodiidae. Gene Ontology annotation, molecular function: poly(A) binding; metal ion binding. The coding region runs from base 1 to 2340 and encodes 779 amino acids.